UUGAGAAGCUAAUAAGCAAUAAGAAAUGCGAUAAUAUCAUCAGUAUCACCUUAUCCUCAUAUAGAUCAAUUCAAGCUAAACCAUGGCUUUGAGUUCAAUUUUUUGCUCCACUCGCCUCAUUUCCACAUCCCUUGUCACUGUAAAUUCAGCUUCACACACUUGCUAUGUUCCACACAAGCAACGCAAGAGUGAGUUUCCACUCCCCGCAGUGGCUUCAGUCCCUUACCAACCCAUCAACUAUGAUUAUCUACAAGAGGAGUUCAAUGGACUUGGUGUCACCUUUGAAGAAGCUGGUGGUGACAGUUGCAUGGCAAAGAUGGAGUUGAAAAAUGGAAGCACUGCAACGCUGUUGCUACCAAGUGGGUUGAUCACUUCCUACAAGGCCCCCAUGUGGCAUGGUGGCAAGGUGGAGCUUCUCCACACUGCAGUUUCAGAGGGGGAAUAUGGCCAUGCCAUCAUCCAAGGAGGGGUGUCUUUAAACUUCAAUUUUCAAACCAUUCAUGAUGAUGAUGGAGAGUCUUGGUCUCCAACUAACUGGGUUCUCCAUAAUAUCAAAGGCAAUGCUGAGGAAUCGAUUCAGGUAGAAUUAAUAAACAGAGCAGCAGAGGACAAGAUUGGGUUAAAAUACAUUGUGACUUUGGAAGAAGAUGUCUUGAGCUCAGAGCUUGAAAUCUCAAACCCAAAAUCUUUACCACUUCAGAUGAUAGGGUCCAUCCUGAGUCAUCUGACAGUAAGCACACCAGAAGCUACUUAUGCAAUAGGAUUGGAAAGAUCAAAUUACUGCAUCAAGCCCCCUUUUGAAUCAGGAUUUGUUUUGAGUCCUCCAGAUUCAGGCCAGGAAGAAGGAGAUGGCAAAAUAUGGAAUUCCUCACCACUUAAGCAACUCUUUCCUCGUUGGGGUGCGAAUAGUCAGAACAGCGAAACAGAAGGAAGCCAAGGAGGUAUUGAAGAGAUCACUGGUGAAGAAAUGGAGAGCUACAAGCAGUUAAGAGACAAAUUAAGUCUUGUAUACACAAAUGCGCCUCGAAGCUUUACAGUUAUUGAUAGGGGUAGAAGAAACUCAGUGGUAAUUGGAAGGAAUGGAUUUGAAGAAACCUACCUCUAUAGUCCUGGCUCAAGAGUUGAAAGUUACAGCAAGGAUGCUUACAUAUGUGUUGGCCAAGCUGCGGUCCUCCAACCAAUAGUACUAGGUCCUGAAGAGGUAUGGAAAGGAGGGCAGUAUCUACAGAAUCCAAAUCUAUAAAAUGAUGCUUAAGCUUGCUUUGAGCAAAUGGUUAGAAAUCACAUUUUAAAAAAAUGGCUUUUGUGUAAAAUAUAGGAUUGUCCCUUUGAAUUUGUUUGGUGUUGGAUAAAGGGUAAAGAGUGCAGCACAUUGAUGUAUCCAAAUGGCUUAACAAUUAUCAUUGUACAAUUUCUAAUGAUAAAAUUGCUCUUUUAAUGAUGUGAAAGAUUUGGAGCAGAAGUCACUACAA
Lotus japonicus is the source of this 1472-nucleotide messenger RNA. Its product is annotated as protein NDH-DEPENDENT CYCLIC ELECTRON FLOW 5. Gene Ontology annotation, biological process: carbohydrate metabolic process. The record is from RefSeq and is a predicted model, not a curated record. The transcript is spliced from 3 exons. NCBI's taxonomy places the organism in Eukaryota, Viridiplantae, Streptophyta, Magnoliopsida, Fabales, Fabaceae. Gene Ontology annotation, molecular function: catalytic activity; carbohydrate binding. The coding region runs from base 83 to 1243 and encodes 386 amino acids.